GAACCUGCAGAAUAUAUUCCUCCCACUUCCCAGUCAAGGGCUCCGGUCCAACGCCACAAACGAGACCUGUUCUUCCCCCCUCUUUCUGGUCUGACAGCCAUCCCUGCCGUGGGCGUGAGAAUCCAAUCAGCCCCCCCGGUGCCUUGUGCCUCGUCACUCCCCUGUUUGCUGUUUGCUGCGUGGUUCGUACUUGUUUUAGAUAAGACCAGGCUGUUUCCCAGACGAUGAGUCCGUCGGAAGCCAGACACCAGCGCACUGGCUCUGGGGAUCCUUUCCUUGACGCAGACCUCUACUAUGGUGAUGAGGAUGCCAUGUCACGGAUUAAGGAUCGUCGGAGAGCGUUCUCACAGACAUUGAAGGUCUUUAACAGGGAGGAUAUCCAUGAUCUCAUCGGCAAGCUCCCGGUGAGAAGAGGGAGUCAUGAUGAAAUCUCCGCUCAACCACGAAAGUUCCUGAUCGAUGUCGAUGCCACGUUGGAAAGCCUGUUGGAGAGAGAAGACACGGACAAGAACCACCAGAUCACAAUCGAGGACGCGGGGCCGAAGGUGCUUUCCGUUGGAACGGCCGCAUCGUCCGGGUACAACAAAUUCGAUGUCCGCGGGACGUAUAUGCUGUCGAACCUGCUGCAGGAGCUCACCAUCGCCAAGGACCACGGACGCAAACAUAUCAUUCUGGAUGAGGCGAGGCUGAGCGAGAACCCCGUCGCUCGUCUGUCGCGGCUGAUCAAGACCUCCUUUUGGAACGCCCUGACCCGCCGCAUCGAUGCGUCCAACAUCGAGGUCGCCGGCCGAGACCCCAAGGACUGGACCUCUGAUCCGCGACCGAGAAUCUAUGUCCCGCCGACCGAGACCAAACAGCUGGAGUACUACCGGUCGGUCGCUGCGGCGCACCCGGAGCUCCGGCUCGACGUGCAGGUGCUGGCUGCGGAGAUCACCCCGGAGUACGUGCAGAAGCUGAAUGAGAAGCCUGGUCUGCUCGCGCUGGCCAUGGAAGAGAAGCUGAACGAAGCGACGAUGAAGACCGAGUUCAUGGGUGUGCCCUUUGUGGUGCCCGGCGGCCGGUUCAACGAGCUGUACGGGUGGGACAGCUACAUGGAGUCGUUGGGCCUGCUGGUCAGUGACCGGGUCGAUCUCGCCAAGGCGAUGGUCGUCAACUUCUGCUUCUGCAUCAAGCACUACGGCAAGAUCCUCAACGCCAACCGCAGCUACUACCUGACGCGGUCGCAGCCACCGUUCCUGACCGACAUGGCGCUGCGGGUCUACGACCGGAUCAAGGGGGAGCCUGGGGCGCGAGAAUUUCUGCAAAACGCCACUCUGGCCGCCAUUAAGGAGUACUACAGCGUGUGGACGGCCGAGCCCCGGCUCGACCCCGUGACGGGUCUGUCGCGGUACCGACCGGAGGGGAUGGGCGUGCCGCCGGAGACGGAGCCCACGCACUUUGUGCACCUGCUGGAGCCCUACGCGGCCAAGCACGGGAUGACGUUCGAGGAGUUUGUGCAGGCGUACAACGAUGGGAAGGUCAAGGAACCGGAGCUGGACGACUACUUCCUGCACGAUCGGGCGGUGCGCGAGUCGGGCCACGACACCAGCUACCGACUGGAGCGGGUGUGCGCGGACCUGGCGACGGUGGACCUCAAUGCCCUGCUGUACAAGUACGAGGUGGACAUUGCGCGGAUCAUCCGCACCGUCUUCAAGGACCGGCUGGAGAUCCCCGUGGAGUUCCGCACCGCGGCGAGCCGGGACACGGCCUUUGAGACGUCGGCGGUCUGGGACCGGCGGGCGCGCAAGCGCAAGCUCCGCAUGGAGACGCAUCUGUGGGAUGCGGAACGGGGCAUGUUCUUCGACUACGACACGGUGAAGCGCGAGCGCACCACGUACGAGAGCGCGACCACCUUCUGGGCGAUGUGGGCGGGGCUGGCUACACCGCAGCAGGCGGCGGACCUGGUCACCAAGGCGCUGCCCCGGUUCGAGGCCUACGGCGGGCUCGUCUCCGGCACGGAGGAGAGUCGUGGGCCGGUCUCUCUCGACCGACCCAACCGGCAGUGGGACUACCCGUACGGCUGGGCGCCGCAGCAGAUGCUCGCCUGGACGGGUCUGCUGCGGUACGGCUACCAGGCGGAGGCGGAGCGUCUCGCCUACCGCUGGCUGUACAUGAUCACCAAGGCGUUUGUCGAUUUCAACGGCGUCGUGGUGGAAAAGUACGACGUGACGCGGCCGAUCGAUCCGCACCGUGUCGAUGCCGAGUAUGGCAACCAAGGGAUCGAUUUUAAGGGUGCACCCAAGGAGGGAUUCGGCUGGGUCAAUGCGAGCUACGUCUAUGGCCUGGAGAUCCUCAACGCCCACAUGCGCCGUGCUUUAGGGGCGAUUACCCCAUACGAGACAUACAGCAAGGCGGUUGCUGCUCAAGAGGAAGCGUUUUAGAUGGGUUAGGGAGGACAUUUGGCAUUAUUAUA
Penicilliopsis zonata CBS 506.65 is the source of this 2452-nucleotide messenger RNA. RefSeq lists its product as hypothetical. Gene Ontology annotation, cellular component: cytoplasm. NCBI's taxonomy places the organism in Eukaryota, Fungi, Ascomycota, Eurotiomycetes, Eurotiales, Aspergillaceae. The record is from RefSeq and is a predicted model, not a curated record. The transcript is spliced from 5 exons. Gene Ontology annotation, molecular function: alpha,alpha-trehalase activity; calcium ion binding. Gene Ontology annotation, biological process: trehalose catabolic process. The coding region runs from base 225 to 2420 and encodes 731 amino acids.